CGGCAAAAGAAAUUGCUGAUUGGAACUGUAGUAAAACCCUUGGGAAAACCCCAAAAUCUCACAAUCUCUCUGUGAGUGAUUUAAAUUAAAUAUAUAGAAUUUAAUACCAAGAAAAAAAAAAGGAAAUGGAGAAGAGCUUCACUCUGAUUCACACAAUCGCAGCUGCCGGCGCCUUCUCUGCUAUUUCCUUCUGGUACGGGUUCAUGUUCGGCCGAGAGUCCGCCCGCAAAGAGCUCGGCGAGUUGAUCGAAGGUCUUCGCCGUGGAAGCUCUGAUUCUGCAGCUUCUUCUUCGCCUCCUCAUUUCUGAAUGGUGCUUUGCCAAAGUCCACAGCAUCUAGAGGGCAGAUAUAAAAAAAAUUUCAUCCUUACAGCUUGUAAUUGAGUUAAUCGACAAAUCCCUUAGCUAUUCAGACAUUUGUUAACCAGUCUCUGAGCCAUCUUUAGCGGUGCAUUUUAAUUUUUGCUUAUGUUAUCCUUGAGAAUUUUGUUUUGCUAUAGAUGACAAUUCUAAAACCCUGGCAUGUUAACCUUACUUUGAGGAUACACUUCUCCUGCUGGAAGAUAGUUGUUUGAUAUUAAGUACUCCUGCUGGAACGUAGUUGUUUGAUAUUAACUACUUUGAGUAUAGAAACGAUGGCCUAGCAUUGAAUUAAUAGAAGGCUUCUUGAAUU
Messenger RNA from Alnus glutinosa, 672 nucleotides. RefSeq lists its product as uncharacterized. The transcript has 3 exons. Bases 126 to 308 code for a protein of 60 amino acids. The record is from RefSeq and is a predicted model, not a curated record. Lineage: Eukaryota; Viridiplantae; Streptophyta; Magnoliopsida; Fagales; Betulaceae.